This is a messenger RNA of Cynoglossus semilaevis (tongue sole), 5802 nucleotides long. RefSeq names its product transducin beta like 1 X-linked (gene tbl1x). Gene Ontology annotation, cellular component: histone deacetylase complex. The record is from RefSeq and is a predicted model, not a curated record. Lineage: Eukaryota; Metazoa; Chordata; Actinopteri; Pleuronectiformes; Cynoglossidae. Gene Ontology annotation, molecular function: protein binding; transcription corepressor activity. Gene Ontology annotation, biological process: regulation of transcription by RNA polymerase II. The transcript is spliced from 15 exons. Bases 2322 to 3863 code for a protein of 513 amino acids.
GUACCUAAUGAAGGAUGACAGGAAGAUGAAAUGUUUAGAUUACUGGCAAAAUAAUAUUAAAAAACAGAUUUGACCACACUGUACAGAUUUUCCUCAAACUACUGCAAUGAAUCUUUCUGUGUUUGGAUGACGAGGCAGGCAGUUUCAGAAAAAACAUUCAUUGUGAAGUGGAACCUUCUGCUCCGGAAACGAAACAACCCUCUGUAGAAAGUCGGUGAAAGUUACAAGUUUAGGCUCCAUAUCUUGUCAUUUCCUUUCUUGAACUUGGAAACUAUUGUGACAGUUAAAGUACCACGCACACACUAGUACUCACAGAUUGCAUAGUUUGGCUAAGCUGUAGUAAAUGCAUGUAACUGAGGCACCAUAAAACAGGGCUUAUCAUUCUGUAGUUUAUAAACGUUGAAUAAGUAGCUGUAAAGCGCGUGCGUGUGUGUGUUCUUGACAGUGCCAUGCAGGAGAUUACAAGGUCAUAUUUUAUUACAACAGAGUCAUGUUGCAUUUAUUGCCUCCUAAACAUCAUUUGAUCCUUUGUGUUUGUUGAAUGUGGCAAUUAACAGGCAGGAAGAAGUGAAUGUACAUAAAUUAAAUAUUCGAUUUAAUAAUCAAUUCAUUUUUUGAGUUGCUCAGCAGGAUAAGUGCUGUAAGGACACUGACACGUUAUGAAAGCCUGUGUUCAGUGAUAAUGUGCUGUAUGUAAGCAAGGUAAAGGAUAUGUCCAGCAAAGGAUCAGAAUGAAAAUAAGCAUUUCAUUUCACUGUCUGCUUUGUUUGUUUGACCCUGAUGUCAGAUGGAAGGAAAGUCUCUGUGUGUGUGUGUGUAAAUGUGUUUAAAUGUGUGUGUGUGGGGAGGGGUAUUCAGGGUGGCAUGAGCAGCUGUUGACAGAGAAGCAAGAUCUUCUGGUCACCAUAGCAACACUUGUAUUGCCCUCACUUGGUUUGUUGCUGUGUUUACAGCUUAUUUGUGCAAUCCUCACCUUUUUGGGAAAAGGGAUUGGUUUACAGAGACAUUCAUGUUGUUCCUGUCCUUCUUUUCGAUGAAUAGAAAAAUGCUUUUUCUCAAAAUGAAAAAAGAAAAAAAAAGAAAAACAACAAACACGUCAACACAGACAAAGGCAGGGACCAUCGGUUUUGUGUUUCUCACAUAUACUGGAUGUUUAGCAUUUACCACACUGUGUAACACUUGCUGGACUAGAUUUGAAUUUAAAACUAGCAAAGACAAGGUGCUGGGUUUUUUAAAAAAAUGUUUUAAAUUUGCAUUGCCUGAUGGAUUAAAGAUGAGCAGCGAACCAUCACCAAUCUUUGUCUAUACAUGUGGUGAUUCCAGUACAAGGUCAGAGUACAUGCAAAACAUCUACAAGAGGGGUUUCCGCUCUACUGCUUUAUCAUUCAGUCUGCUCAGUGCCAAAGACAUACCAGCUUUUCUCCAUCCCCCACAGCCCUCGGUGCAUGUGCUGCUCUACUGCAACUGCAUCCAGUGUACCACGAUUACAUGCACACAUUUAUCUUAGUGUUUGUCUCAAUUAAUAAAUUCACUAAACAUUUUUCUACCUGUGUUGCAUUUUGUUCCAGCUUUUAUUUUAGAUAGAUUGGUUACGUAUUCUUAGUUCUACUGUAUAUGCCACCCCGUGGCUCGGGAGCCACAUGCGGCUCUUUGCCCAGUUUCAUGCAGCUCUUACCUUUAUGUCAAAUGUAAAUGACUUAGAGGGGAAAACCAUUGAGUAGUGCGUAGGCCUACCAAAUUCACUUUCAAAAUGGCAGGGAAAAAUGCACAGCCAAACGAAUAUAUGAAGAUGAACACAGGAAGGUUUUAAUAGAGAUGGAGAGGUUGUUUUUUUUUUUUUAUUGUAAUGGCAAGCCAUUGUGCCUUAUAUGUCAGGCAUCAUUAGCGCAUUUCAAGGCUUCAAAUAUUCAGCGGCACUUCAGUUCACUCCAUGCUAACAUUGACCAAGAAUUUCCAAAGGGGACUUGCAAUGUGGCUCAUUGCAGUAACACGGUCAAAAUUCAGCCUUUGACUGGUUAGCCACCGCUGGUUCAUGCCAUCUAUGUGUCUUCUAGGUAAGUCUGUUCAGUGUGCAUUGAAAUGGGGAUGAUAGCUAUCAAACAUGUAAAAGUAAACCAUAUGUGCAGUGCAACAACACCAGGGGUUAAUUUAGUGAAAGCAGACAUAAAAUGUGUGAACACACCCUUAGUUUCACCCUCACAUUGUUUCAUAUGGGAAAUUAGUGAGAAGAAGCUGCUCGCUGUUUCUCCAGCUACAUAUAACAGAAGAGUCAGGAGUGAGCCCAGCACUAGAACUUACCUCAUCCUCUACAUUGGGCUAAGAUGAGUAUUACCAGUGACGAAGUAAAUUUCUUGGUCUACAGAUAUCUGCAAGAAUCAGGUUUCUCUCACUCUGCAUUCACCUUUGGCAUAGAGAGCCACAUUAGCCAGUCUAACAUCAACGGAACACUAGUGCCCCCUGCAGCUCUCAUUUCCAUCCUGCAGAAAGGGCUCCAGUAUGUGGAGGCGGAGAUCAGCAUUAAUGAGGAUGGUACAGUGUUCGACGGUCGACCCAUUGAGUCGCUGUCCCUCAUCGAUGCUGUGAUGCCCGACGUGGUGCAGACGCGGCAGCAGGCCUUCCGUGACAAGUUAGCCCAGCAGCAGGCGGCCAGUGGCAUGUCAGCUUCGACCUCUGGGAAUCAGAACAACGCACCAAAGAAUGGAGAAGCCACUGUUAAUGGAGAGGAGAAUGGCACUCACAACAUGAAUAACCACAGUGAACCUAUGGAGGUGGAUAUGGAUGUCGCAAUACCAGCUAGUAAAGCCACAGUGCUUCGAGGUCAUGAGUCCGAAGUGUUCAUCUGUGCCUGGAACCCCGUCAGCGAUCUGCUCGCCUCAGGGUCGGGAGACUCCACCGCCAGGAUCUGGAACCUGAACGAGAAUAAUAACUCCAACUCCACCCAGCUGGUGCUGCGCCACUGUAUCCGAGAAGGUGGCCAGGAUGUCCCAAGUAACAAAGACGUCACCUCACUGGACUGGAAUAGCGACGGGACUCUGCUGGCAACUGGCUCGUAUGAUGGAUUUGCCAGAAUAUGGACAAAGGAUGGAAAUCUGGCAAGCACAUUGGGGCAGCACAAAGGGCCCAUUUUUGCACUCAAGUGGAACAAGAAGGGGAACUCUAUUCUCAGUGCUGGCGUAGAUAAGACGACAAUCAUUUGGGAUGCACUCACAGGAGAAGCCAAACAGCAGUUUCCUUUCCACUCAGCCCCAGCUUUGGACGUGGACUGGCAAAACAACACCACCUUUGCCUCAUGUAGCACGGACAUGUGCAUUCAUGUAUGCCGACUCGGCAGUGACCGGCCUCUCAAGACCUUCCAGGGCCACACGAAUGAGGUUAAUGCCAUUAAGUGGGAUCCAUCAGGUAUGCUGCUGGCAUCCUGCUCAGAUGACAUGACGUUAAAGAUCUGGAGUAUGAAGCACGAGUCCUGUGUUCACGACCUCCAGGCCCACAGCAAAGAGAUCUACACCAUCAAGUGGAGUCCCACAGGGCCAGGCACAAACAACCCCAACUCCAACAUCAUGCUUGCCAGCGCCUCCUUCGACUCCACUGUUCGACUGUGGGAUGUGGACCGGGGCAUUUGCAUUCACACACUGACCAAACACCAGGAACCUGUCUACAGUGUGGCCUUCAGCCCAGAUGGUAAACACCUGGCCAGUGGUUCCUUCGAUAAGUGCGUCCACAUUUGGAACACCACGACCGGAGCCUUAGUCCACAGCUACAGAGGCACUGGUGGUAUUUUCGAGGUAUGCUGGAACAGCACCGGGGACAAAGUUGGUGCCAGUGCAUCAGACGGAUCGGUCUGUGUUCUUGAUCUCCGAAAAUAGCUGACCUGAGACUUUCUAAUGAUGAAUCCUGGAACGCGCAGCAAAUUGCCUUCUUCUGACAUCAGCAAACACACUCUCGUGGCUUUAAAGGAGCCGUUAAGGUGGACUGACGCAAAAAAAACCUACACAGAAGUGAAAAACAAAACGACGACAGCUGCUCCUGAUGAGCCGACACCCACUGAACUCGGUGCACUCCGUUGAAGUGUGUUUCAUCAUCGGCCUGACUGAGACAAUGGAGUCUGGGUUUUUUUUUUAAGAGAUCCCCCAGAUUGGACCAAAUCCAAAUCGCUGGGUGCAUCUGUGUUUUACAAGGUUUCCAAUGAAGCAGUGCUGCGAUCCCCUCCGGGCCUACGGUCCAGCUGUUAUGGGAAUGUGAAGGGUCGGAAACACCGAGUUGGGUUUUACAGUUUGAGAGAAGUGUUAAUGAGACACAUGUUUGGCUGCAAACAAAACAAGAAGCGAGAGAGAGUGAGCGUGAGAGAGAGAGAAUUCCUUUGUGCAAAUGUUACUCCAUGUCGUGGUUUAAUGACGUAAUGGUUGACAUGCUGAAAGUAACAUCAGAACAGAAGCACUGCUAUUGUCCACGGACAGUGUGCUUAACCUUCUCCUCAGCGGAGACUAGUGUGUUUCAAGAGUACUUCUUGGAGCCAUCUUUUUGUCUAUUUUCCACAGAUGGACUUUUGAAAGUCAUAAUUGAAUGUGCCAGUACGAGGUAGUUCUACGCUCACAUUUUAACGUCAUCAAAAUCAAUACGCCAAGAAUGAGUACUCAUCUCUUAAUAAAACAAUGAUGGAAAACAAACAAAGAUCGAGCUCAGUUCAGACGAGAUUAGAAAAACAUCGCUCAGUGAACAAGAUGUGAAAAGAAGAAAAUCUUCGCCCGUUUGGAUGUAAAUUUAAAGAAUGUAAAGAUAUGUAAAUUAGAUAAAUACACAGACUUAUAUACUGUGUAUAUAUGUUUAUAUACACUACUCUUUAUUGCCAUCCUGUAGGGGCUCACUAAUGGCUAGAGUUGUCACGUCUUUUACUGCUAACACAGAAUGAGGCCUCUUUUUAAAGAAAGUGCAUGCCUCAGCAGCGUUUUUUAAAAUCCUGGUCUUUUUUGACCCGUGCAUCCAAAUGUUUUUUGUUUCUUUUAAAUCAAGUGAGUCACAAACAGCUCAAGUCUCUCCUCAUAAUCACAGAGAGUCACUGACAAAAGUGCAUGUCAUAAGGAUGGAGGCGUUCGUGAUAGUUUUUAUCUAUGGCUCCUCUGUUUUUCUGGUUGUUUUUUUUUUUGUUUGUUUGUUUGUUUUUUUGGGUUUUUUUUUCUCCUCCCUCAACAUUCAGCAGAAAUGUCAGACUACAUUGUGACCACAAGGUGGAAGCGGAGCUUAAGUCCAACUGAUGCUUAAAAAGACUGGAAAACCUAAAUGUGGGUAAUGAUUGUUCUCAUUCAGUCCCUGUGAGUGCUGCCUGCUAAAAUGCUAAUUAAUGGGCUUCAAGCGUUGCAGUCGUGUAUUAACCCUAAGAGCUGAUCACAAAGUUGUCACGGCUUUGAUUUUUUUUUGCCUUUUACCUGGUUCUUUUCUUUCUGCAUCGACUUCAGCCAGACCAACAUGAAGUGCACUUUUUGUAGUGGUGGCUUCAGCUUCAUGUUCAGUUAAAGGGCCAAUAUAUUUUUGUCUCCUUUUUUUGUUUCUGUCUUUCUUUGUAUUACUAUUCGAUGUUGAUGGGUGGUUUGUUGUUUUUCAUUUGCUCAGAGCCAAUAUUGUCUGUGUCAGACUGAGAAUCAGGCUGUGUUUGGGUUGGCAGGCUAAAGAGCCCAGGUUGGAAUAAGUGUGGUGACGGCGACUGUUUGUCUGACGCCCUGCUCUAGGGUGGCUCACCUGUUUCGAGGACUAAAACAUUGAAGUCAUUCUGCGUUUCAAAUAAAUCACUCUAUUUUGAUAUCAGAAACA